Messenger RNA from Microplitis mediator, 659 nucleotides. It is a transcript of the gene mRpS16, whose product is annotated as probable 28S ribosomal protein S16, mitochondrial. The transcript is spliced from 2 exons. The record is from RefSeq and is a predicted model, not a curated record. Gene Ontology annotation, molecular function: structural constituent of ribosome. Gene Ontology annotation, cellular component: mitochondrial small ribosomal subunit; ribosome. The coding region runs from base 162 to 587 and encodes 141 amino acids. Lineage: Eukaryota; Metazoa; Arthropoda; Insecta; Hymenoptera; Braconidae. Gene Ontology annotation, biological process: mitochondrial translation.
UAUUCAAUAGCCAAACCAACUCAUGGCACAUGCGUUUCCUGUUGUUUUUUCUAUUUGAAGAAAAAAAAAACAUCUAAGAUUUAACCUUAAAAGUAUUUCGUCUCCGGUAUUUUUAUUAUUAUUAAUUAUUUAUUUGUCAUUGAUUAGUCACGACAUAUAACAUGCCACGAUAUCCAUUGCAUCCUUCAUCUGGUACUGGUGUCUAUCGUGAACUUCAAAGAAAAGUAAUACGUUUGGCCAGAUAUGGAUGCGCCAAUCGACCAUUUUACCACAUAGUCGUUAUGCCUACAGUACUGGACCAACUUGAACCACCAAUUGAACAAUUGGGCACUUUUGAUCCAAUGGUAAAUCAACAUAAUGAAAAAUUAGUAGCUUUUAAUUUUGAAAGAAUCCAAUUUUGGCUUGGCCAAGGAAAUGUCGAAAUUUCAAAAGCGGUCGAAGAACUUUUAGGGCUUUCGGGAUUUUUACCUAUUAGUCCUUCUACGUAUAAUAUAUCUUGGAGAAAUAGAAUGAAGGCCGAAAAAGAAGCAGAAGCUAAAAAAAAUGAAAACAAAGAAGACUCUCAAAAAGCUGAACAAUCUAAUUAAGUAAUGAUUUUCUUUACUGUAUAUAGUUUGAAUGUUAUUAAAAAAAUUCCCAUUUACCAUUAACAAUCUCAA